This is a messenger RNA of Bipolaris oryzae ATCC 44560, 1227 nucleotides long. RefSeq lists its product as uncharacterized. The transcript has a single exon. The record is from RefSeq and is a predicted model, not a curated record. Lineage: Eukaryota; Fungi; Ascomycota; Dothideomycetes; Pleosporales; Pleosporaceae. The annotation marks the transcript as partial.
GAACCUUUCGAAACCCUUCAACACAAGAUCGCUGCCGUAGCUGCUCUUUGCUUCGAACAGGAUGUUUCUAGUAUUAGGGUCGAGCACAUGAAGGGUGGCAGCUACAAUCGAGUCGCUGCUCUCACCAUCUCGCCGCGACCCAAACGGACUCGCCUGACCUGGUUUCACGCAUUAUUGCAGACCCUUUUUCCAUCUUGGUAUCAAGGAGCGCUUCAAACAUCAGAGUCUCCAGAUUCCAAAUCUUAUAUUAUUCGAAUCCUUCGUUUCGAAGGCGAGGACGAGGACUUUGGUGUGAACCGCGAUGUCGCGAUUCUCAAGACUGUUGGGGCACUUCUUGAUUUGCCGAUUCCAACCGUAGUGAGCUACGACCCAACUUCUAAUAACGCCAUGGGAAAACCCUACAUGAUCCAAUCUCGUCUCCCAGGUAAAAACCUGGCCGCCCUCAUGAACGAGAAGACCCUGAACAUAGAGCAGCUGAAGUGCAUCGCCAAACGAGUCACUGAACUUGUCCCUAAGAUUGCCGCAGUAGAGGGACCAGGCGGGGCUAUUCCUUUAAAUGCGCUUUCCUCCGACUCGACACAACUUCAGGUAGAAAGCCUCCACUUGCAGCACGACAAGUUGGGGGAUAAGUUGUUUAGGCUACCCGACGAACCUCAAGAUACAUACGAGCACCUACUUGAACAAUGUCGACGAUGGAGCGAAUAUCAUCGGGAAAACAGCUACUUCACUUUUGGCGAAAUCUGGUGCAACUUCGGUCGGAUCGUCCAAUCGCUGGACGAGCGCGGCUUCCUCGAGGGACCCUGUGUACUGGCUCACCGGGAUCUCAUGGCAUAUAACUUACUCGCGGAGGUUCGCAGCAACACCGACGUCGAAAUCACCGGCGUUAUAGAUUGGGACUCUGCUCUCAUGGUGCCAGAGUUCGUCGCCUAUCGAGCUCCUUUUUGGCUGUGGACCGAAGACCAUAUCGCUAGUGAUAUUGCUGACGACGAAAUCAUGGUAAAUACAUCACCUCACUCGGAAACAUGCAAGAUUCUUAAGCAGGUCUUUCUUGACAAUGCGUCAGAGAAGUUUAAGCGGUUUGCGUUCUCGCCUGAGGCUAUGCUUGCUCGCCGCAUGUACGUCAUCAUCAAGGAGGGUAUUGCCUCUGAUUGGUACAUGGAUGAGGCAUGGGAUAUUGUUCGUGACUGGCAUCUGCUCCACCCGGACGAUGGAAUACAACUUCCAGAG